Messenger RNA from Mytilus trossulus (common blue mussel), 3166 nucleotides. RefSeq names its product proton channel OtopLc-like. The coding region runs from base 283 to 2166 and encodes 627 amino acids. NCBI's taxonomy places the organism in Eukaryota, Metazoa, Mollusca, Bivalvia, Mytilida, Mytilidae. The record is from RefSeq and is a predicted model, not a curated record. Gene Ontology annotation, biological process: proton transmembrane transport. Gene Ontology annotation, molecular function: proton channel activity. The transcript is spliced from 8 exons. Gene Ontology annotation, cellular component: membrane.
AGAGCAUUUAAAGUGCUAUCAUCUUAAUAGAAAUCUGGCUUUUAGUCGUCAGGAUACGAGUCAUCACCACAGACAAGAGUUAAUAGCUUUAAGAACCAAUCUGAUACCCUACCAGUAAACAAAGAAUCUUCUGUUUUAUCAAGUUGUAGAAAAACCAUUAAAUUUAACAGAUAGGAUAUUUAGUGUAGACUUUGCACAUCGUAGCGGUAUACUGAUAUCGACAAUAAAUCAUUUAAGAAUGGCGCUGGCCAUUAGAAGCGAUAAUUGUAAUUCCGGCAAGAGAUGCGUCGUUCAGGGGUUUACAUUGUAAAUGAACCAAAGCAAGAAGAUUCUGAAGCUCUUACUGCAGGAAACGGAAGUCCGGAUCACGUGUUUUUAAAUAAAAUGGAAGAGGGAGACGAUGUCCAAAAUGUACUUACUGAAGAGGAAACACUACCUAUAGAAGCUUCUACUCCUAAAAAGAAGAAAGAGAAAAAGAGAAGAUUGCCUUCAGUAUACAGAUCAGCACUUAUCAAGCUUGUAUGUGGAGUGUACGCCUUAAUCAUUAUAGUGCUAGGACUUGUAUUUUCUAUAGCUUCAUCGUUAACAGCAGAGGAAAGGGUUCAUAAAUAUUACCUUGAGGUCUUCCUAGUAUACUUGUAUGUUUUGUCACUUGGAAUAGUUAUCUAUUUCCAACUGUUUUUGUUGAGUGGUGUUAAGGUAAAAACAAAUUACUUCGAACCUAACAUACGGGUAACAGUCAAACAAGAUGGCAGUGCCAAUGUACAUAAGUCGCCGACUGCUUCGCCGUACCCAGGACGAAUUACAGAAAAUAACCAUGAAGAUAAACCGUCGCUUACAGAAGAUGUUGAAAGGAAUGGGGACCAGUUGUCUGUGGGAAGUUAUCACAGCCAUUUCGAGAUGCCACCAGUUGGGGGUGUUGCUCAUGUCGGCGAAGGAAUCAAUUUUUAUCUUCGCCUUGGUGCUUUAGCGUUUGCGUUCGGAAGUGUGACCUUGGAUGGCCUUAACAUUGCCACCUAUUUUGAAACCCAGAUGACAGAGACAUGCGAAAGCCAAAUAUUCAUCUUGGUUUACGCACUCCACCUGUUAUUUACAUUUGUUCAGACAUUUUUCUUAUUCAAGAACCACAAGCUUGUUAUUGACAAGAGUAAGCCAAUUGUACGGUUCGGAAUGAUGCACCUAAUGGCAACCAACAUAUGUGUUGUCAUUGUUACUAUCAUUACGGAAACUGCCGAAGAUUACCGAUUUGACUCAUUUGCUGCUCUGAAUAUAACUUCAGGUCUUGUAAAGAGUUGCUACGAGGAAGUCACGCUUGCCAGAUCAGCAUCUCCAUAUUUGUUUCCUUGUACCAUUAUUUACAGCAUAAUUGCUGCUGGAAUAAUUUACCGUUUGUAUCAGUAUAUUGGGAAACGAAUCAAACAAAGAUGGCCGAGUCACACAUCCUUGACUAGCUCCGUUCCUGCUGGUGCUACAUCAAUCGAUUGCGAGAAAGCAAACAAGGGAUUAUUUCUUGGUAUGUUAAUCGCAGUUGUAACCCUAAUUGCGAUUGCCACUUUCUUUGUUUUCGAAAGCAGAAUAAAAGACACGAGUACGGCCAUUAAAAUCCUGUUCACAACAGAAAUUGUUCUCAUGGUGAUCACAAGUAUUGGGAUUAUCUGGGGAUAUGUCCGUCUGGCCAAACUCAAAUUUCUACAGAACAUGUUCUUCUCUGUUGAUUCAGUCCUGUUGUUGGUGGCAUUAUCCGGGUCGUUCAUUUACCUGUUCUUUACGUUGAUUUCGGUGUGUUCGAUUACACAGUCGUUCGAUUCCGUUGUUAUUAUCAACCUGGUAACAAUAAUACUAUCGGUGUGUCAGAUUACUGUUCAAACAGUUUUCAUACUUGAUGGAUUAUGUCGCUGCUCAAAGAAUGAUGACCAGUGCGCAGCAAAACCUGGACGCGCUGUGGUGACAUUUUUAUUAAUAUGCAAUCUGGCGCUUUGGUGUGUUAGCAUGUUUGAAGUGAAGAAGACAAAAGUAUUAUGGUUCCAUGAUGAAUUUUAUGGAAAAUUAGCAUGGAAUAUCAUUACACAUCACUGCGUACCUACUUUAAUUUUCUUCCGUUUCCAUUCAGCUAUCUGUCUCUCAAAAAUCUGGUACAAUGCGUAUCAGAAAGAAAAAGCAUCUUAGUUUUAUAGCAGGUGCGAAUGCAAACCAAAUACUUAAAUGGCAUAUAACAUUUUUAUAAUGCCAAGAGGCAGCAUUAUGAUAUUUACUGAACAUUUUAGUGGAGAAAAACGGGCAAAUUAGAACUUUGGAUAUACAACAUUUUACACACUACUAUCAAUGCAAGGACUUCUUUUUUGACAUUUGUUUUUUUUUUAUUUUAUGAUUUUGAAAACAUUUCUUUGAACUUUCAUUUGUACAAUAUUCAGGAAAAGUGACGAUUUAUAAAUAACUUUGAGAUGAGAAAUUAUUUCUCUUGCCAUUGGUGCAUAAAUCUAUUUGAUGGAUUUACAUGGAAGCAAACUGUGCCUUGAUUCUUUUUAUCCAAGAAAACUUGAGGAAACAGCACAUGUUUUUCGUAUUGGUGCAUGUAUCUUUCGAUGGAUUUUUAAAAUGAAUGUGAACUCCGUCUUGUUUACUUUAACAAUAUGGUAAAACUAUAUAUAUCAACUAUUAACUGUAGAUUUUGUAUAUAUAGUUGACGUUGUUUUCAUUAUUUAUUCGUAUGUAUACUGGCAAAAAUUAUCAUGUGUGGAAGACGGAAAGGACAUAAGACAUUUAUAUGAUUGCAGUCAUAUCUGUGGAAUGAAAACAUUCGUUAAAAUGAGUUUGAAUUGCUUUGUAAUAGAUUUCGGUACAUGGCUUGAAUUUCAUAACUAAAUAAUGCAAAGAAUGAGUGUUAACAAAGUUCUUAAAUGAUUGAAUGUUUAAUGAGAACGAGUAGUUCCGACGUGUUGGAGUGUCAAUUUUCAUUUGUUGUCCAUAAAGGAAGAGCUUUUAAUUGCUUGUCAUUGGAUACCACCAAUUUGUGUAUGAAUGUACUCUGUUGCAUUUACCUCAAAUCAUGUCAACUUUAUAAUAGUUUAGUUCCAUUAUAAAUAUGAAUACCGGUAUUAAUUGUUUUUCAUGUAGUUCAUAAUUUGUAUUUUUAUAACAAUAGCUUAGAAUAAAUUAUAAAUGUAGA